GAGGAGCAAAGCCUUCAGGCAGUCACAGAUCAGUCUCUAUUGACCAAGACAUGGACUCUGAAGCAACGAUGGUGGUGGCGGCACUUGGCCGUCCGUUCGGUCUCGGAAUGCUGUACGACUGCCGUCGAGACUUACUGGUCCCUGGACUGACAAUGUGGGACCACAAUGACUUGGAAAAAUGUAUAAGGAAAAUACCAAAACAUGAUAGUUCUUUUGACAUAGUUGCCACUGAAUCAAUUGAGGAUAAAUCUUCAGCACUAAAUCUGGAAACCUCUCUGAGAGCAAGUUUCUUGAGUGGACUAGUGCAGGUUCAGGGAUCGGCCAAAUACCUGAAUGAUGAGAGGACAUCCAAAAAUCAGGCCAGAGUAACACUGACAUAUAAAACUACCACACAGUUCCAGGAACUCUCUAUGAAUCAUCUUGGCAGCGACAAUAUUAAACAUCAAAAUGUUUUAGAUAAAAAUAUAGCAACACAUGUGGUUACAGGCAUCCAGUAUGGGGCUCAAGCCUUCUUCAUCUUUGACCGUGAGGUGUGUGAAGAAGAAAAUAAUCAAGACAUUCAAGGCAACAUGAAAGUGAUGAUCAACAAGAUUCCUCGUCUCUCUGUAGAAGGAGAGGGAACCUUGAAAAUGGAAGACAAGGACAAAGUAAAUGUUGCAAAAUUCUCCUGUAAAUUUCAUGGAGACUUUUGUCUUGAGAAGAAUCCGGUGUCCUUUCAGGAUGCAGUAGAAGUCUACCAAAGCCUGCCAACAUUACUGGGAGCCAACAGAGAAAAUGCUGUACCAAUGAUGGUCUGGCUGUUGCCACUGGCAAGUUUAGUUUCCUCUGCUGCUAAACUUGUCCGUCAGAUAAGUAUAGGUUUAGUUCAAGAGGCACAGAAUGUCCUGCAGGACUUCAGUGAGCUGGAUAUGAGAUGCAAUGAUGCUAUGAGGGCCCCCAUCGCAAAGCAGUUCCCACAAAUUAGCAAAAAAAUUAGAGUGUUUAAAGAAAUGUGCUCUCAGUUCAAGUCAGAAUUCCAACAAACCUUGGCAAAGAAACUUCCUGCCAUCCGAGGAGGAGGAGAGGAGGAGGCGGUGCUUGCAGACAUCCUGAAGAAGAGACAUUCCUCUCCUUUCAACACCAAAGACCUGAAUGAGUGGAUGGACUGUAAAGAGAAAGAAAUCUUCAUGUUAACGUAUUUCACCAACAUGAUGAAAAACGCCAAGAUCAUCUCAAAUAUAAAUCAUCUGUUAAAAGAAGGUGACAGCAAAGAGUUUGCGCUAUGUUUUGUAUUUACCUCACUGGAAAGUGACAAACCGUAUCUCUCAGCUUUAUCAAUGUUCUUAAGAGGAACCAUCGAACCAGACAACACUCAAAAUCCACACAAUCGUGAUGUAGAGAAGGAAGAUUGGCAUGCCUUGAAGGAAUUCACAGAUGAGAUGAGGAAAAGCGUAAAACUCUUCAGUGAUUUUGCAGAGGCCAACAAAGAGAAUGAGAACAUUAAGUUCCUGGUGGUGGGUAGUUUAAAUGAGACACAGAAAGGUUCAGCCAUCCACCUUUAUGUACACGGCUGUAUUGUCAGUGAGAACUUUGAGCCACCCUCCAAGCCUGAGACUGUGACAACAAGUGACAUAAACCAUAACAGGGUAACACUGAAGAUUUCUCCACCCAGAUUCGGAGCAGAGAGCAUCACCUCCUACUCUGUUGAGUACUGUGUCCGUGGAGACGAUGGAUGGCAGAAGCAGACUGUGCCAAUAGCUGAGGAAGUCACCGUGAGCGAUCUGAGGCCAAGAGUCACCGUGAGCGAUCUGAGGCCAAGAGUCACCGUGAGCGAUCUGAGGCCAAUAGCUGAGGAAGUCACUGUGAGCGAUCUGAGGCCAAACACUGAGUACCUCAUCAGAUGCAGGGCAGUGACCUCAGCAGGUGUCGGACCAGCUAGUGAAGUCUCUGUUAAAACCUUACCUUGCAGCCCUCCUGGAAAACCUCAGGUUAUAGAAGCAAACUCAAGUGAUAUAACAGUUAGCUGGAUGAAACCUGCUGAUAUUGGACAGGGUGUCCAGACAUUGAGCUACAUUGUGGAGUAUGCAAAAACAGGUCUCCAGUGGAACAAACAAGAGUCAAACAGGGAAAGGGCAACUAUUUCAGGCCUACAAGCAGAGACCAAUUAUACAGUCAGGGUUAGUUGUGAUUGCGGUGUUGCCGGCAGAAGCAAGGAAAGCAUCACUGCGGACUUCAGCACAACAAGGUAUGAACGCCUUGCCAAUGUCAUCAAACGUGCUAGCAGAAUUAUAAAGUCAGGCCACCCUUCAAUGUAUGAGGUGUAUGAGGUGCCUCUGGAUAAAGAAAAUCUGGAAAUGCAUGGCUGCCGGGGGUAUACCUUUGGCAAAGAAAGCUGUAGGGAGAAUCGUACUAUCAUACUCCUUGGAGCAAAUGGAUCAGGAAAGUCGACUCUCAUUCAAGGAAUGAUCAACUACAUAGUGGGUGUAGAGUGGAAAGAUGAUUUUAGAUUUAGAUUAACUAAUGAGGAUCAGUCAGCAUCACCAGCUCACACCCAAAUCUCCAAAGUCACAAUGUUCAAACUCAACCACCAGCAGGGGUUUAAGAUCCCGUUCUCCUUGACCAUAGUGGACAUUCCAAGCUUUGGAGAUACAAAAGGCACAUACAAAGGCACAAAGAUCACAGAGCAGCUGAGAAAUCUAUUCUCUGCUAUAAAUGAAAUCAAUGCUGUGUGUUUUGUAGCUAAGGCUGCUUUAGCACGCCUCACACCAGCACAUAAAUAUGUUUUUGAUUCUGUGCUUUCUAUUUUCAAAGAUGUGGCUGAGAACAUCAGAAUUCUAGUGACCUUUGCAGAUGGGCAACGACCACCAGUUCUAGAGGCAAUCAACACGUCAGGUGUUCCAUGCCCUAAAACAAAUAAGGGGGUGCCAAUUCACUUCAAAUUCAACAAUUCAGCAUUGUUUGCACACAACUCCUCACCUGCUGACAACCCAGGUGAUGAUGAAGACAAUGUGAGCUUUGAUCAGAUGUUUUGGAACAUGGGGACAAAAAGUAUGAAGAGGUUUUUUGAUGAUCUAAAUGUAAUACACUCCAAAAGCUUGACAACGACAAGACAGGUCUUCAGGGAAAGAGAGCAGCUUGAUAACUCAAUUGAGAAUUGGCAAACACAGAUUAGAGUUGGGAUUUCCAAACUUGAGGAAAUAAAGAUGAUAAGUGAAACACUUCAAAAGUAUGAGGCAGAGAUCAACGGAAAUAGGUACUUUUUGUUUGACAUCAAAAAACCUGUUCAAACUUAUAUGUCUGGUUCUGAUUAUUACAUCACCAACUGCCAGGUUUGUUCUUUUACCUGUCACUACCCUUGUAGCAGAGCAAAUAAUGAUAAAAGUGACUGUUCUGCAAUGGGAUCAAAUGGAUACUGCACAGUGUGUUCAGGUAAUUGCCACUGGAGUGUACAUUUUAAUCAGAAGUACAGAUGGGAUUAUCAAGAUGUAAUGAAAAAACAAACAGUGAAAGAGCUGCAAGAAAAGUAUUUGAAAGCCACAGAAGAAAAGGAGCCUGUUCAGGCAUUGAUUACAAAAUUGACAUCUGAGUAUGAUGCUGAACAGGAUAAGGUAGUGGAAUUCAUUGCUUUGUCUGUUAAGUGUCUGAACAGACUUAGAGAGAUAUCCCUGAAGCCAAAUCCCCUCUCUACUCUAGAAUACAUUGACUUGCUCAUUGAGGGAGAGAAAGCUGAGGCCAAACCAGGCUGGAGUGAACGAGUGAAAUCCCUGAUGGCUAUGAAAUGUAAAGCAGAUCGCAUGACAAAAUUAGAGAGGCGAGAAACUUGUUCUAAAUUAACAGUGAUUGGGAAUCUAAAAUAAGAUAAAGGUUUAGUCCCUGGUGGCCAUGAGAGAAAAGGCAGUGCUCGAUUAGAGAAAUGUGACAAAUUCUACCAGUCCACAAUGGUCAGGAAUCUUUUUUUAAACAAAGCUACAGUAACAACUAAUCAGUCCAAACCAAGAGCACAACACAAGGUCCAUUCUGACACCAAUAACCAAAACAAGAUACUGAGACAAUUAUUAUGAUCGUGAGAAGCUUAAACACAAAAGUGUAUUCAAUUACUAUGAUCGUGAGAAGCUUCAACACAAAUGUGUAUCCGCAGAUGCUGCAGAAACAAACAGGAAAGCUCCUGUGUGACCAAAUGUGGUUCUGAAAGCAUCCAAACAGAAAUGAAGAGAACCUACUUUUGUAGGGAGAAUAUGGAUGAUAGGAAUGAUCAGUGACCUAUUGGAUAUCUGACUAUUAAUGACCUAUUGGAAACUAUCAAUGACCAUGGAAACUAUCAAUGAGCUAUUGGAAAUCUAACUAUCAAUGACCAUGGAAACUAUCAAUGAGCUAUCGGAAAUCUAACUACCAAUGACCUUACUGGAAACUAUCAAUGACCCAUUGGAAAUCUACUGUAACUACCAAUGACCUAUUGGAAACUAUAAAUGACCAUGGAAACUACCAAUGACCAUGGAAACUAUCAAUGAGCUAUUGGAAAUCUAACUGUCAAUGACCUAAUGGAAACUAUCGAUGACUAUUGGAAAUUUGCUGGCUAGUUCUGUGUUUUCAAAGGUUAAAAAGAUGUUGUUAUGCAAUGCUAUUUCAAUUCUUUGGUGUUUAUAAAUUAUUCCAUGAUGUUGCAUAGCAUAUCCAUUACUAAAAGCCAUUAAUCACGAUUAAUAUACACACACAUCUGUUUUCAUAGCAUUACUGAAAGCCUUUACCUAUGAUUAAUAUAUACACAUGUUUUCAUAGCAUACCCAUUAAAAAGCCUUUGUUUAUGAUUUAUGUACACAUAUGUAUGUUUUCAUAGCAUAUCCAUUACUGAAAGCCUUUAAUUAUGAUUGAUAAACACACAUAUGUUUUCAUAGCAUAUCCAUAAAAGCCUCUUAUUAUGAUUAGACACAUUUCUAAAACAGAUAGUUCAAGUGCUUGAUUAUGACUGAAUCGCGUUCAAUGCCAUUGUAAAAUCCAGCAUAAACACACACCUUGACUGCAUUUCGUUCUAUAGUAAUGCGCUACCACAACUAGCACAAAAGUUAGAGUAAUGUUGAAUAGAAAUGUUGAAAUGUUGAAUAGAAAUGUUGAAAUGUUGAAUAGAAAUGUUGCGCCGUGCGCCAGAGCCAGUGAGUGCACGCAUUGAAACGUGAGAGAUAUGUAUCAACUCGUCUUAAUUAGGGGAAUAACGUAGUUUAAUAUGAAAAAACAGUGAAGUGUUCCUUUAAUACAUUGUUAAAUUUUUUAUUGCUGUGCCUUUGUUUCCUGAAAUCUAGAUUGACAUAGUAACCGUUUUAGAAAAGCCAUAAGCCACUCGAGUCUGUGGGUUAUACUGUAUAAUUGAACAGCUCCGCUUCGCGUCCUGCCUAACAACGCCCCUUAGCUGUUCUAAAUUCAGUACAAACCAUGACCUCUCGGGGCUUAUUGAUUAAAUAUAUGUUUGCUCAUUUGUUUUCCUGUCGCUGUAUUGAUUUGGCAAGAAUGAUCUGUGUGCUGUCACUCGUAUUUACUGUGUGAUGUUUAAGUCCUAUACAUAUCCACUUGUUACAUUAAGCUUUACAUAUCCAUGCCUAGUGUUUACAUUGCAUUUAUUUUGAAAUCUGGAUUCAAAUCUUUUGAAGUGAGUUUUGCAUGACUCCUGAUUCUGAUCAACAUGCUUUUUAUUUUCCUACUUAUUAAAUGAUGAUGAUGAUUCCCUUAACACAGUGUACUUCCUCUUUCA
Molecule: messenger RNA, 5719 nt
Organism: Sardina pilchardus (European sardine)
Lineage: Eukaryota; Metazoa; Chordata; Actinopteri; Clupeiformes; Clupeidae
Exons: 3
Coding region: 51-3836 (1261 amino acids)
Molecular function (GO): protein binding
Source: RefSeq, a predicted model, not a curated record